Molecule: messenger RNA, 405 nt
Organism: Cylicostephanus goldi
Lineage: Eukaryota; Metazoa; Nematoda; Chromadorea; Rhabditida; Strongylidae
Source: the annotation of a GenBank genome assembly
GUUAUUGCUGCUGUGCCUGCUGCCGGACAUCUUCCAUCAUCAACUUUUUAUCCUUUUUGUCAAGCGCCGUUCAUUCUGUGUACAAGUAGCGACGAUCAUGUGCUACGGUUCUGGCGGUGUAGAAGAGCUGAAGCAAAAGCUGAGAUCAAGUAUGAAUGGGGAAAAUGGGCUAUGAUUAACAGUCAGCCAACGGAGCUCAAGCUAGCAGGUGGAAGUUGGCUUAUUUCUUCUGGCUUCUAUGCUUGUGUUGAUAAUGUGCUGCUCUCAGGUAAAAUCCUCUCUGUAUCUGCUGCUUACUGCGGAAGAAUUGCUUGUGCCUACAGUAAGACGCGAAAUUUGGAAGAUGCGUUUAACAUCGCUGAUGUAUGCGUAUUUGGUUAUUCGAUGAGCAAUCCAUAUUACUAG